AAUAAAUUACCAACCAUCUGUUGCAGCGGUGACAGAUAACGAUAACGAUUUUUUAUAAGUUGUCUCCCUUUAACAAUUGUUUACCAUUAAUUCUAUCUCUCCAGGGCUACUUACGUGGUUUACAGGUGUUUUGUCACGUACAUUAUAUAUACACGAAUACAGAUUAAUCUGCGUUAAAUGGCAGCUGUAAUAGAGACCCUAAUUGAGUGUAGCUGUAAAACAGUGGGGGAGGGUCCGCACUGGGACGGUCAAUCACAGACGUUAUUGUAUGUGGACAUAAUUGACGGGUCAUUACAUCGCUGGUCAUCUGUUACAGGACAGGAUGAAAAACAUACUUUUGGUAAGUAUGAUAUCGUUAAAUAUAUAGGUAAUGCUCGUGUUGCAAUAGACUUUGACGACGAAGAGAGACAACUUACUGGGUUUCCAGACGGGAUGACAAUAGAUGUUGAUGGAAACAUUUGGGUAGCAUGUUUUAAUGGUGGAACACUUGUCAAAUUUAAUCCAAACACAGGUAGCCAAAUAUCAUCGAUUGAAGUGCCUGUUUACCGCCCGACAUCUUGUUGUUUUGGAGGUCCAUACUACGAUCAACUGUUUAUCACUUGUUCACGUUAUGAAUUGUCAGAGGAAGAAUUAAAGCAAACACCGCUUGCUGGUUCCGUAUUUCGCAUUUGUAAUCUGGGAACACGAGGGACUCCGGCUCCUAUCUAUGAAGGAACAAUCGAGAAAUGAUAUUUCGUUGUGCAACAUGCUUUGAAUGUUGUAAUAAUCAUUAUUUGCAGGUUCAUUUAAGUGCAAAGAAUAUAUAUUCGGUCAACUUUUUACUUUAUUUAUAUAGUUCAAAUUAAUACUUGUGCACUAGAUUUUUGACAUUUUGAGUUUUUAUCUGUCUGCCUCAAUUUAACAGACUGAAAUCUGCCCACACUUGUAGUUUUUGUUUACAGUUUUCAUUUAUUAAUAAUAUGAAAGAAAAUUAAUAUUUUCUACAACACUAACGAACAUGUACAGUGACCUGUUGUCUUGUUUCUCAAGUUGAACUACUGUAUUUGUAAGCAGUCAGCCGCAUGACGUUUUGCCUGAACAUUUUUAACGCAUGAAGUAUUUUCUAUUUUGGUAAACAGACUUUGAUUUUAAAACAACUCAUUUUUAUAUGCCCGAAAGAAUUUCGGGCAUAUUAUGUUAUACCCCCUGGCGUCCGUCUGUCCGUCCGUCCGUACGUCCGUCCGUCCGUCUGUUAGCAAUUUGGUUUCCGGAGCAUAACUUAAGUUCCAUUUGGCCCACAGUAUUCAAACUUCAUAGGAUGAUUGCCCAUAUUGGGUAGAAGACCCCUAUUGAUUUUGGGGUCACAAGGUCAAAGGUCAAGGUCACUAUUAGCUAAAUACUGAAAUGGUUUCCGGAGCAUAACUUAAGUUCUAUUUGACCCACAGUAUUCAAACUUAAAAGGAUUAUUGCCCAUAUUGGAUAGAAGACCCCUAUUGAUUUUGGGGUCACAAGGUCAAAGGUCAAGGUCACUAUUAGCGAAAUACUGAAAAUGGUUUCUUGAGCAUAACUUAAGUUCCAUUUGGCCCACAGUAUUCAAACUUCAUAGGAUGAUUGUCCAUAUUGGGUAAAAAAACCCUAUUGAUUUUAGGGUCACAAGGAUAAAGGUCAAGGUCACUAUUAGCUAAAUACGUAAAAUGGUUUCCGAAGCAUAACUCAAGUUCCAUUGGACCCACAGUUUUCAAACUUCAUAGGAUGAUUGUCCAUAUUGGGUAGAAGACCCUUUUGAUUUUGGGGUCACAAGGCCAAAGGUCAAGGUCACUAUUAGCUUAAUACUGAAAAUGGUUUCCGGAGCAUAACCUAAGUUCCGUUUGGCCCACAGUAUUCAAACUUCAUAGGAUGAUUUGUCAUAUUGGGUAGAAGACCGCUAUUGAUUUUGGGGUCACAAGGUCAAAGAUCAAGGGAUUACUAUCACCUUUAAACUGGAAACAUUUUCGCUCAAUAACUCAAGUAUUAAUCGAACUUCAGCUGUAAAAUUUUAUAGGAUUAACAGCUUUAUACCCCUGACGUCUUGGUGUCCAUCCAUUUUAGCAUUUUUACUUGCAAGAUAACAACUUGAUGGUGGUGCUUUGAAAACAGCAACUGCAUAUAUACAUGAAUGUUCUUCAGCUAUAAAGGAGGAUUGCUUUUUGAAGGAGGUAAUACUGUAUUUAAUUCCAAUGUCUUCCUCCCUAAAAGAAAGAGUACUUUCGGGCAUAUAAUGCUCCGCCUAGCGGUGCUCUUGUUAUUUUUAUAUCUGCUUAUUUGUUUCAGUUUAGUAAAUUUAAAUCAAUAAUAAACGACUAAAUGUCAUCAUUA
Messenger RNA from Ruditapes philippinarum (Manila clam), 2334 nucleotides. RefSeq names its product regucalcin-like. Gene Ontology annotation, molecular function: calcium ion binding; gluconolactonase activity; enzyme regulator activity. The record is from RefSeq and is a predicted model, not a curated record. The transcript has 4 exons. Bases 178 to 729 code for a protein of 183 amino acids. Lineage: Eukaryota; Metazoa; Mollusca; Bivalvia; Venerida; Veneridae. Gene Ontology annotation, biological process: L-ascorbic acid biosynthetic process.